AUCUCAACGGUAUACUGCGAUGAACGCCGCCUUUCGAGCAGGAUGGACACGGUCGUUUUCCACGUCCAGGCCAAGAUUCAACCGUGCUAUCGUGUAUAGUCAGAACGGGAAUCCAGCAGAGGUCCUCAGCGCCAUGACUUUAUCCAAGCUGGAUCCCCCGAGGCCAUCCACCGUCAAUGUCAAGUUCUUACUCUCAGCAAUCAACCCUGCUGAUAUCAAUGUUAUCGAGGGCGUCUAUCCUGCAAAGCCUCAGCCUGUGCAGGGAACAGGCUCAGACAGUGUAUUCAUUGGAGGAAACGAAGGGCUAGCUAUCGUUACAGCGGUUGGCGAAGGCGUCGACUCCGUGAAACCCAACGAUUGGGUUAUUUCAACAAAGGCUCAGGCUGGCACCUGGACGGCAGUCAAGAACAUCUCUGCUGAAGAACUUCUUAAGAUACCCAGCCCAGAAGGACUCAGUGAAGUUCACGGGGCAACUAUGACGGUCAAUCCCCCUACAGCAUACAAUAUGCUCAAUGAGUUUGUCGAUCUCAAACCCGGUGACUGGGUCAUCCAAAAUGGCGCCAAUAGUGCUGUCGGCCAAGCAACUAUUCAAAUAGCCGCCGCUCAAGGAUUGAAAACAAUUAACUUUGUCCGUAACCGGGACAACAUCGCUGAUCUAGUACAAAGACUGGAAGCCUUGGGUGCAAAUAAGGUGUUCACCUAUGACGACCUCAAAGACCGAGAGCUUCGUAAAAAGAUCGCUACCUUGACUGGAAACACGGAUAUUCGCUUGGGACUGAACUGUGUCGGUGGACCCGAGACGACACAAAUGGUAAAACUCUUGGGCAACAACGCCCAUUUGGUAUCCUACGGCGCGAUGUCCAAGCUACCACUCUCAUUCCCGACAUCCUUGUUCAUUUUCAAGAACCUCACAGCCCACGGAUUCUGGCAACACGGUUGGUAUCAACGACGGAGCCGCACCGAUCGCGAAGAUCUAAUGCGCAAGUUAGUUGACUUGACGCAACAGGGCAAGCUCAAGGAACCUGAGCAUGAAGUCAUGACGAUUCCUGCUCAUGAAUCCGAUGAAGAAGCGACAGCACGAGUCAGGAACAUUUUCAAGGCAGCGCAGAGCCACGGAAAGAAAAUCUUGCUCAAGCUGGAGAGUUUCUCAUAGUUACACAAGAUUGAAUGAAAAUGGAAAUAAUGUCUGUCGUUAUUAUAAACAGUGCUACCGCAUUUGCCUGU
Messenger RNA from Desarmillaria tabescens, 1224 nucleotides. RefSeq lists its product as uncharacterized. Bases 20 to 1153 code for a protein of 377 amino acids. Gene Ontology annotation, biological process: fatty acid metabolic process. The transcript has 7 exons. Gene Ontology annotation, molecular function: trans-2-enoyl-CoA reductase (NADPH) activity. NCBI's taxonomy places the organism in Eukaryota, Fungi, Basidiomycota, Agaricomycetes, Agaricales, Physalacriaceae. The record is from RefSeq and is a predicted model, not a curated record. Gene Ontology annotation, cellular component: mitochondrion.